Penicillium nucicola is the source of this 1005-nucleotide messenger RNA. RefSeq lists its product as uncharacterized. The transcript has 2 exons. Gene Ontology annotation, cellular component: kinetochore; Mis6-Sim4 complex. Lineage: Eukaryota; Fungi; Ascomycota; Eurotiomycetes; Eurotiales; Aspergillaceae. Bases 1 to 1005 code for a protein of 334 amino acids. The record is from RefSeq and is a predicted model, not a curated record.
AUGACCACAAAACCCUCCAACAAGCGCGCAACCCCCGAUUUCCAACAAGAUGAACUAGACACUUCAAUAACCGCCAUGCGCGCAGAAAUCCAGACCCUCCAAAAACGCAAACGCCUCCUGACAUCCAGCCUCCUAACAACAAACAAAAUCCAAUCCCUCCUCAAAACCCCCAAAACCGAAACAACAACCACCCUUGAAGCCCUCUCUCCACUAGUCCAAGCCGCAGGCAAACACAACACCUCCAACCACCACCGCAUAGCCUUCGGCGCAACAACCUUCCCCUUCAAAGACCCCUCACCAAACACAACCCCUCAAACCAGCAACCUCCUCGGCAUCCGCCUCGACGUCUGCGCGCGUAAUGGCCGGUUCGCGAAACCCUACUACGUCCUUCUCCGCCCAGAGCGCAGCCACGUCGCCGGCAAAGAGAAGGCCCGAAGACUAAGGGUCCACCGGCACACAAUCCCGUCAUUCAUCUCCAUCGCGAAGCUAGAGGGUGUUUAUCUACCGCGCGCGCGGGUUCCUCGGGAUCAGGCCGAAGACGGGGAGGGGGAGGAUACGUCCUCGACCGAGGACGCGCCGAAAACAAGUAAGGGGAAGUCCGUCGCGCGCCGACAGGAUCUGGUGGGCUUCGUGCGGGAGUUGCGACGGGAGUUGGUUGCGUGGCAUAUGCGCGUUGAUGCGAUCGAUUUGCUGCGCGAAUGGGUGGGGCUGGUUGAUUCGGAGGGGCGGGUUGUCGCCCCGGCGCAUGUGUUGCCUGAUCCGAGUACGGGAAUCGUGGGGUUAUCGGGGGUGUCGAUUGAGGCGCGGUAUGUGCGUGUUGAGUGGGAGGAUGGGCGGGUUGGACGGUUUAAGCUGUCGAAUUGUGGGGUUGUGGAGAGGGCGGUUGUUAUUGGGGAUUCUGGGAGGGAUAAGGUCACCGAGGAUAUGAUUACAGGCGGUGGGGGGAGAGUUGAGGGGGUUCUUGAGAGGCUGAGGGUUCGGUCUGGGGCUGGGUCGCCUUCUUGA